CGCGGCGUCAUCCCCCUCCAGCGAGGCAGCUCAUGUAUAUACACAACUAUAUCGCAUUGUAGACCAACAGCAAGCUUGAGUUCGACCCACUCCGCGGUAACAUAGUCCAGCAGUAACCCAACCAUCCAAAUAAUUCUCGGCGCCCACCACCACCACCACCACCACCAUGGCCGACGACACCGGCAGCGAGCUCUUCGCCAACUACGAGGCCGAGCUCAAGCUCGUCCAAGCCGACCUCUCCCAACAACUUGAUCGCAUCCCCGAACUCACCGGCGAGCCACGCAAAGCCGCCAUCUCCCAAGCCGAACGCGCGGUCGAUGAAGCGAAAGAGCUCCUCGACUCAAUGCGACUGGAGAAACAAAACCUCCCCCAGUCCAGCAAAGUAAAGAUAAACCAACGCUUCCGCAACCACGAAAGCGACAUAGAUGCCUCCAAACGCAAACUCGCCUCCCUCAAAGACGACCGAUCCGCACUAUUCGGGAAGCGGUACAGAGAUGAACCCGCUGGCUCAGCGCAAGACGAGCAGUUAGCGCAGCGACAGCAAUUACUUUCCGGCACCGACCGGCUGGAUCGGAGUACGGGGCGAUUGAGGGAGAGUCAGCGAUUGGCGCUGGAGACGGAGGAUAUCGGGCGGAAUACGCUGGCGGAUUUGGGUAGGCAGCGGGAAACGAUUGAGCAUACACGGUCGACAUUGUUGGAGAGUGAGGGGUAUACGGAUCGGAGUAAUAAGACGUUGAGGGGGAUGAUUCGGAGGAUGGCGACGAACAAGAUCGUUACGAUUGCGAUUAUUACUGUGCUUGUUAUUCUGAUUCUGGCCGUGAUUAUAAGCAAGUUCCGGUGAGUCAUUGUGCUAUAACUGUACGAUAGCCGUACGGCAUACAUGAGGUACCAAGCCAGAGUGGCAACCAUCCCAUCCCCAUAACCUAUU
Baudoinia panamericana UAMH 10762 is the source of this 928-nucleotide messenger RNA. RefSeq lists its product as uncharacterized. The record is from RefSeq and is a predicted model, not a curated record. Gene Ontology annotation, biological process: macroautophagy; retrograde transport, endosome to Golgi; intra-Golgi vesicle-mediated transport. The transcript is spliced from 2 exons. Gene Ontology annotation, molecular function: SNARE binding; SNAP receptor activity. Lineage: Eukaryota; Fungi; Ascomycota; Dothideomycetes; Mycosphaerellales; Teratosphaeriaceae. Gene Ontology annotation, cellular component: endoplasmic reticulum membrane; SNARE complex; ER to Golgi transport vesicle membrane. Bases 167 to 841 code for a protein of 224 amino acids.